AUGCGCCACCUUGUCAUGGAACACGGUUUACCCUUCCGUCUUGACGUGGACUCCAACAAUAUCGCAACUCGCACGGCAGGUGGUGUGGUCUGCGACGCGAUUUCCGCCACUGACGACGAGGGUCACUACCACCUGAUCACGACGGAGAGUGGUGUGAGUCAUGCUUACAUCCUCCAACGACUACCGGGCUUCAUGUUUCAACUCUACGACGACAAGGACAAAGUCGACAUCCUCGACACGCUCCACCGGUCCGAACACCAGCGCCCCAUCCAACUCCAACGUCUUUGCUGCCUUAUCAUGGGAGCCUGA
Molecule: messenger RNA, 309 nt
Organism: Aphanomyces invadans
Lineage: Eukaryota; Oomycota; Saprolegniomycetes; Saprolegniales; Verrucalvaceae
Exons: 1
Coding region: 1-309 (102 amino acids)
Source: RefSeq, a predicted model, not a curated record